UGUGCGGGCUGAGGAGAUGGGUCCAACGAUCCACACAUCUGUAAUAAAAUAGAUAAUAUUAUGUUUAAACGAAACAACUUGUUUACCGUAGAUGUAUCAUGUGUUAAUGCUGCAGAGUACUGUGGUGUAAAGUUUGACUGCAAGUCACGCGUGCUCUCUGGAGGCGGAGAUGGGGUGACGAGAAACGCGAUGGGAGAACCAGCUAAAGCUUUGCUAUUCCAUCUGUGAAGCUGCUCGCUUCAUCGCUGGUACUUGUCGAGGGAGGAAACCGGAACCGCUUAAAACAAACAUCGACAGCAAAUAUACAGUCACCCAGUAUACUGUAUGCUAUAGUUGUGACGGAGGAUGGACGGACGACCAGGGGACGCGUCAAAGGAGAGGACAAGAGGCUUCUAUCUGAGUGUCCCCUGUGCCUGUGCUUUGAUACUGCUGGCGGUGAUACUGGCUGCUCUGGUGGGCAUUAUAGUGUUCAUGGCAGGACCACGUCAUGUUGUGUGUCAGUGCCACAUGCCUAAUACGUCACUUCCGGUCAGGGAGAUAAGGGUCAGAGAGGAAUUCCAGGGAGUUACUAAUUCAAGCAAAGAUUACCUAACGACUUCCACGAUGACAUCAAUGAUGUCAUUGUCGGCCUCAACCCCACAGACGUCACCAACGUCAACCUCCUCCUCUGCUGCGCCUACAACCACGACAACGACAACACAGCCGGCGCCUGUAAACAAAACCCUCCCUGGUCAAGUGGUACCUUAUCACUACAACAUACAACUGUUUAUGGACAUCUACCAAAAUAAAUCAGCAUUAUUCAAACUCCACGGUAACGUAUCCAUCUUCCUUGACGUCAAAGAACCGACGUGGAAUAUAACGCUUAAUGUCAAAGAGCUAACUAUUGAUAGACAGUCUCUGUCACUAAAACCAUUAAGAGCCAAUCAGUCCGCGCCAAGAAUUGUACAGACAAUAUCUGACAAAGAGAGGGAGUUUUAUAUCCUUCUGUUAAACAUGGAGUUGACAGUUGGCGAGAAAUACCAGCUGUCGAUUGGUUACGAGGACCAACUGACGUCAUCACCAUACGGGAUAGCUUACAACGCCUAUAAGGACGAGAACGGACGGAUACAAUACUUUGCGGUGAGCCAGUUCCAACCAUCUAAAGCCCGACAAGCGAUUCCCUGUUUCGAUGAACCUCGCUAUAAGACUACCUUCAACAUUACGCUGGUGAGGAAGGUGGGGAACUACACAUCGUGGUCCAACACGGACAUCAUCCGACAGGAUCCAAGGGGAGACAACUAUGUUGCCGAUGUUUACGAGACGACACCCAAGAUGUCGAUCUACAUCCUCGCCUUCGCGGUCGUCAACUACGACUACAUGGAAAACGUCACGUCAACAGGGGUCAUGUAUCGCACCAUCUCAGAGCCGGACAUUAUUUCUGAAGUGACAAUGGCCCACGAGCAGGGAAUACGGAUAUUUGAGUGGUUUAACCAGAACCUCCGGCCCCCCUAUCCACUUUCAAAAAUAGAUAACAUCGUCAUCCGGGGUCGGCUCGGGGCAGCCAUGGAGAACUGGGGACUAGUCAUGUAUAGAGACAUCGUGUUCAACCCCGAAGUCAACUCCAGGAAGGCCAAACUAGGAACCAUGCUUCUCCUUGGACAUGAAGUGUGUCACCAGUGGUUUGGGAACUUGGUCACCCCGACAACGUGGCGAUGGGUGUGGCUGAGCGAGGGCUUCGCUGUGUUCUUUGAGUUCUACGUGAUACACAGUCUCCAUCCCUCAUGGAGACAGGAUGAAUGCUUUGUGGUAGACCAACUCCAUCCUUUAUUUAUCCACGACGCAAACAAACACUGGCCUCUUGUGAAAGAAGUUCCAAGGUUUGACAAGAUCCUCUACUACAAGGGAGCCAGUGUCGUACGGAUGCUGCGUCUGAUCUUCGGAGAGGAACUGUUCCUGAAAGCAAUUAAUGAGUACUUAUUCAAGCAUCAGUACGGAUCAGUGGAAAAUUCCGACUUGUGGACAGUCUUCAAUGAGGAAGCUGCAAAGGAAAACAUUAGUGUGAACGUUGGAGAUUUAUUGGAACCGUGGCUACUACAAAUGCAUUAUCCGGUUGUCAUGGUUACAAUACCACGAUCAGGGGCCCUCGAAGUCAGUCAACAGCUAUUCCAAACCAACAUGAGCGCGGACGUCAGCGACGAUGGAGCCAAAUACGGAUAUAAAUGGGAUAUUCCCCUAACUUAUGCUACUGCAUCUGACACUUCGUCCUUCAGUAAAGAGCACACAUUUCAGGACAUAUCGUGGCUCUACAGAACACAGAAUUCCACUGAGGUGGAAGACGUCAACAUCCAAGACCCGUCCACGCCCGGAGGCUGGGUUCUUGUCAACCUCCACCAGACGGGGUACUACAGGGUGAACUAUGAGGAGGCCAACUGGUUAGCCCUAGUUAGACAGCUGGACACAAAUCACUCAGUUUUCCCGCCUGUCAACAGAGCUCAGAUAAUCGAUGAUGCGUUUAGUAUGGCUGGGGUUGGUCUACUGAACGCCUCCAUAGCCUUCCGGACACUCGGCUUCCUGAGGAAUGACAGCGACUAUGUCUCCUGGACUCCGGCUGUCCGCGUCCUGGACGACCUGGACUCACGACUGAUGGACACUCGCUUCUAUGGGGCUUUCAAGGAAUUUGUGCUGGACCUGGUGACGAGUGCUUACAGGGACUAUGGCGUGGAGGUUGACGACUCGGACACGCCCCUUGUUGUCUAUCAGCGAGCCAGGGUCGCACGCAUGGCAUGUCGGCAGGGCCUCGGGAGUUGUUUAGCUGAUUCCUCACGUCUGUUUAACCGCUGGACCGUCGACCAGGACAAGUACAGGCCGUCCCCGGAUAUUGUGGACAUCGUCAACUGCUACGGGGUACGGGAAGGGGGGUUAGAGGCGUGGCAGGCGGUUUACGAGGCCUACAGCACCGCCACUGACUACCGAUACGCACACCGACUGCUGACUGGUCUGGCCUGUCCCAAAGAGCCAUGGCUCAUCAGAAGGGUUCUUGAUGUCGCAAGUGACUCUAGGAAGAUAAAGUCAUUCCAUCAGGCAACUAUCUUCACCACCUUGGCCAGGUCCCCGGAUGCCGUGCACAUCGUAUGGGACUACGUGAAGGAAAACGUCCACUCGCUCCGGAAGACAAUAGUAAGGAACGUCCUAGGUGUUGUCGCCCAUACACUGACCAGCAGUACGUUUACAGCAGAGCUUGAACUCCUGGCAAACAACACAAGAUCUAUCAGGCCUUCUGUAGUCAGUUCAGCCAUGUCUGCAUUCAACACCAGGAAGUUGUGGAUGGAGGACCACAGCGCCGUGUUGACAGAGUGGUUCACUGAGAUGGGUUAUGGGAAUUAUGUAUGGUAGUUAGGUACUGUAGAGCGGCACGGGAUGUGGUAGUUAUGUUCUGUAGAGUGUCACGGGGUAUGAUAGUUAUGUACUGUAGAGCAUCAGGGGGUAUGGUAGUUGUGUACUGUAGAAUGUCACGGGUUAUGGUAGCUAUGUACUGUAGAGCAUCAGGGGGUAUGGUAGUUAUGUACUGUAGAGUGUCACGGGGUAUGAUAGUUAUGUACUGUAGAGCAUCAGGGGGUAUGGUAGCUAUGUACUGUAGAGUGUCACGGGGUAUGGUAGCUAUGUACUGUAGAGCGUCACGGGGUAUGGUAGUUAUGUACUGUAGAGCGUCAGGGGGUAUGGUAGUUAUGUACUGUAGAGUGUCACGGGGUAUGGUAGUUGUGUACUGUAGAGCGUCACGGGGUAUGGUAGUUGUGUACUGUAGAGUGUCACGGGGUAUGGUUGUUGUGUACUGUAGAGCGUCACGGGGUACGGUAGCUAUGUACUGUAGAGCGUCACGGGGUAUGGUAGUUGUGUACUGUAGAGUGUCACGGGGUAUGGUAGUUGUGUACUGUAGAGUGUCACGGGGUAUGGUAGUUGUGUACUGUAGAGUGUCACGGGGUAUGGUAGCUAUGUACUGUAGAGUGUCACGGGGUAUGGAAGCUAUGUACUGUAGAACGUCAAGGGGUAUGGUAGUUAUGUACUGUAGAAUGUCACGGGGUAUGGUAGUACAUCCUUGUAUCAUAUGAUAUGUCUCAGUCCCUCUACUUCCUUGUAUCAUAUGAUACGUCUCAGUCCCUCCACGUCCUUGUAUCAUCUGAUAUGACUUAGUUCCGCUCCCUUCUUGUAUCAUAUGAUAUUUCUCAGUCCCUCCACGUCCUUGUAUCAUAUGAUAUGUCUCCGUCCCUCUACUUCCUUGUAUCAUCUGAUAUGACUCCGUCCCUCCACGUCCUUUAUCAUAUGAUACGUCUCCGUCCCUCCACGUCCUUGUAUCAUCUGAUAUGACUCAGUUCCACUCCCUUCUUGUAUCAUAUGAUAUUUAACAGUUCCUCACCUUCCUUGUAUCAUAUGAUAUGGCUCCGUCCCUCUACUUCCUUGUAUCAUAUGAUAUGGCUCCGUCCCUCUACUUCCUUGUAUCAUAUGAUAUGUCUCAGUCCCUCCACGUCCUUGUAUCAUCUGAUAUGACUCAGUUCCACUCCCUUCUUGUAUCAUAUGAUAUUUAACAGUUCCUCACCUUCCUUGUAUCAUAUGAUAUGGCUCCGUCCCUCUACUUCCUUGUAUCAUAUGAUAUGGCUCCGUCCCUCUACUUCCUUGUAUCACAUGAUAUGACUUAGUUCCACUCCCUUCUUGUAUCAUAUGACAUGUCUCAGUUCCUCCACGUUCUUGUAUCAUAUGAUAUACAUCAGUUCCACUCCCUUCUUGUAUCAUAUGAUAUGUCUCAGUCCCUCCACGUCCUUGUAUCAUAUGAUAUGUCUCCGUCCCUCUACUUCCUUGUAUCAUAUGAUAUGUCUCAGUUCCUCUACUUCCUUGUAUCAUAUGAUAUGACUCAGUUCCUCUACUUCCUUGUAUCAUAUGAUAUUUAACAGUUCCUCACCUUCCUUGUAUCAUAUGAUAUGUCUCCGUCCCUCUACUUCCUUGUAUCAUAUGAUAUGUCUCAGUUCCUCUACUUCCUUGUAUCAUAUGAUAUGUCUCAGUUCCUCCACGUCCUUGUAUCACAUGAUAUGUCUCAGUUCCUCUACUUCCUUGUAUCAUAUGAUAUGAGUCAGUUCCUCCACGUCCUUGUAUCACAUGAUAUGUCUCAGUUCCUCUACUUCCUUGCAUCAUAUGAUAUGACUUAGUUCAUCCACGUCCUUGUAUCAUAUGAUAUGACUUAGUUCCUCUACUUCCUUGUAUCAUAUGAUAUGUCUCCGUCCCUCUACUUCCUUGUAUCAUAUGAUAUGUCUCAGUUCCUCUACUUCCUUGUAUCAUAUGAUAUGACUUAGUUCCUCCACGUCCUUGUAUCAUAUGAUAUGUCUCAGUUCCUCUACUUCCUUGUAUCAUAUGAUAUGUCUCAGUCCCUCCACGUCCUUGUAUCAUCUGAUAUGACUCAGUUCCACUCCCUUCUUGUAUCAUAUGAUAUUUAACAGUUCCUCACCUUCCUUGUAUCAUAUGAUAUGUCCCCGUCCCUCUACUUCCUUGUAUCAUAUGAUACGUCUCAGUCCCUCCACGUCCUUGUAUCAUCUGAUAUGACUUAGUUCCACUCCCUUCUUGUAUCAUAUGAUAUGUCUCAGUUCCUCCACUUCCUUGUAUCAUAUGAUAUGUCUCCGUCCCUCUGCUUCCUUGUAUCAUAUGAUAUGUCUCCGUCCCUCUACUUCCUUGUAUCAUAUGAUACGUCUCUGUUCCUCCACGUCCUUGUAUUAUAUGAUAUGGCUCCGUCCCUCUACUUCCUUGUAUCAUAUGAUAUGCAUCAGUUCCUCCACGUCUUGUUUCAUAUGAUAUAGAUCAGUUCCUCUUCUUCCUUGUACCAUAUGAUAUGCAUCAGUUCCUCCAUUUCCUUGUAUCAUAUGACAUAGCUCAGUUCCUCUACUUCCUUGUAUCAUCUGAUAUGACAUAGUUCCUCCACGUCCUUGUAUCAUAUGAUAUGUCUCAGUCCCUCCACGUCCUUGUAUCAUAUGAUAUGUCUCCGUCCCUCUACUUCCUUGUAUCAUAUGAUAUUUAACAGUUCCUCACCUUCCUUGUAUCAUAUGAUAUAUCCCCGUCCCUCUACUUCCUUGUAUCAUAUGAUACGUCUCCGUCCCUCCACGUCCUUGUAUCAUCUGAUAUGACUUAGUUCCACUCCCUUCUUGUAUCAUAUGAUAUGUCUCAGUUCCUCCACUUCCUUGUAUCAUAUGAUAUGUCUCCGUCCCUCUGCUUCCUUGUAUCAUAUGAUAUGUCUCCGUCCCUCUACUUCCUUGUAUCAUAUGAUACGUCUCUGUUCCUCCACGUCCUUGUAUUAUAUGAUAUGGCUCCGUCCCUCUACUUCCUUGUAUCAUAUGAUAUGCAUCAGUUCCUCCACGUCUUGUUUCAUAUGAUAUAGAUCAGUUCCUCUUCUUCCUUGUACCAUAUGAUAUGCAUCAGUUCCUCCAUUUCCUUGUAUCAUAUGACAUAGCUCAGUUCCUCUACUUCCUUGUAUCAUAUGAUACGUCUCUGUUCCUCCACGUCUUGUAUCAUAUGAUAUACAUCAGUUCCUCUACUUCCUUGUACCAUAUGAUAUGCAUCAGUUCCUCCAUUUCCUUGUAUCAUAUGACAUAGCUCAGUUCCUCUACUUCCUUGUAUCAUAUGAUACGUCUCUGUUCCUCCACGUCCUUGUAUCAUAUGAUUUGUGUCAGUCCCUCUACCUCCUUGUAUCAUAUGAUAUGACUCAGUUCCACUCCCUCCUUGUAUCAUAUGACUCAGUCCCUCUACUUCCUUGUAUCCUAUGAUACGUCUCAGUCCCCCACAUCCUUGUAUCAUAUGAUUUGUGUCAGUCCCUCUACCUCCUUGUAUCAUAUGAUAUGCAUCAGUUCAUCCACGUCCUUGUAUCAUAUGAUAUACAUAAGUUCCUCCACGUCCUUGUAUCAUAUGAUAUACAUAAGUUCCUCCACGUCCUUGUAUCAUAUGAUAUGUCUCAGUUCCACUACCUCCUUGUAUCAUAUGAUAUCUGUAGUAUCAUAGAACUUUGAACAAUAAGGGAUCAGUUGAUAUCCCCGAAGGAUACAUGGAAGUUUUUUCGUAAAACUCCUAGGUGUAUCCGAAUUAGUUUCUUACUUGUCACAGUUCCACGCUAUGUAAAACAGGAGAUACACGUAUUACCUUUCUAAACAUCAAUAAUUCAUUCAUUCUUCGUCACAAGACAACACAAAGCUAAAUUUUUCAUAAAUGUAAAAAAGUAAAUAACUGUUUUAUGAAAAGUAAAUGAUCUCAUUUUUAUCAGGCAGCAUGAUAGGACUCACAUACCAGAGGUAACCCUCAACGUAACAUAUAGCGGAACCUGUCAAACAGUCACUUCCCAUAGGCCUGCCACGUGAAGAUCCGGGGUAGAAUAGGUCUUCAGGAACCCAUGCUUGCCGGAAGAGGCGACUAUAGUUGUCGUAAGAGGCGACUAACGGGACCAGGUGGUCAGGCUCGCUGACUUGGUUGAUGC
Messenger RNA from Haliotis rufescens (red abalone), 7477 nucleotides. Its product is annotated as aminopeptidase N-like. Bases 346 to 3372 code for a protein of 1008 amino acids. Gene Ontology annotation, biological process: proteolysis; peptide catabolic process. Gene Ontology annotation, molecular function: metalloaminopeptidase activity; peptide binding; zinc ion binding. Lineage: Eukaryota; Metazoa; Mollusca; Gastropoda; Lepetellida; Haliotidae. The transcript is spliced from 21 exons. The record is from RefSeq and is a predicted model, not a curated record. Gene Ontology annotation, cellular component: cytoplasm.